This is a messenger RNA of Ziziphus jujuba (common jujube), 2624 nucleotides long. Its product is annotated as potassium transporter 5. Bases 176 to 2383 code for a protein of 735 amino acids. Gene Ontology annotation, cellular component: membrane. The transcript is spliced from 9 exons. NCBI's taxonomy places the organism in Eukaryota, Viridiplantae, Streptophyta, Magnoliopsida, Rosales, Rhamnaceae. Gene Ontology annotation, biological process: potassium ion transmembrane transport. Gene Ontology annotation, molecular function: potassium ion transmembrane transporter activity. The record is from RefSeq and is a predicted model, not a curated record.
AUUAAUUGACAAAAGAAAAACAUUCAAAAUCCAAGAUAAAAUAAGUACAUCAUUAAUAAUGUAGAACAUUUUUGGCAAUGCACUUGAAUCGAUCUUCAAACUGAGUUUUUUUUUCCUAUGAAUGUGAUUAGCAAAGCAAAGAAAAGAUUCUCCUUGUGAAUGUUAAAAUGAAUCCAUGGACGAAAGACAGGAGGAAAUAGAGUGCAUAUCCCAGCAAGGAAUCAUAGAAACACAGCUUUCACCGAACGAGAUGAUGCCAAGCGUGGACAUAGAAUCACUCUGCAUUUCUAGCAAUCGUCAUGGCCAUACCUCAAACUCAAAGGGUAGAAAUUGGUGGGUGAUAUUUCAACUAGCAGUACAAAGUCUUGGAGUAGUUUAUGGUGAUAUUGGAACAUCACCUCUUUAUGUAUAUGGAAGCACAUUCUCCAAAGGAAUACGUGAUGAGGAAGACAUUCUGGGAGUUCUUUCAUUAAUUUUCUAUACACUAACCCUAAUCCCAUUAAUCAAAUACAUUUUUAUAGUCUUGAAGGCCACAGAUAAUGGUGAUGGUGGAACAUUUGCUUUGUAUUCCUUUAUAUGCCGACAUGCCAUGGUUGGUCUGACACCAAAUGAGCAAGCUGAGGAUAGUGAGGUCCCCGAUUUCCAACCUGACUUGCCAAAAGACCGACUAAAAAGGGCAUCAUGGAUAAAAUCCAAGCUAGAGAAAAACGUUUUUGCAAAGUACUUUCUAUUGUUUUCCACCAUGCUUGGCACCUCUAUGGUGAUUAGUGAUGGUGUUCUCACUCCUUGUAUUUCAGUUCUAUCUGCUGUUGGAGGCAUCAAGCAAGCUACACCUGCUAUGACUGAAGAUGCGAUUGUUUGGAUAUCAGUAGGCAUUUUGGUUUGCCUAUUUAUGGUACAGAGAUUUGGAACUGACAAAGUAGGUUACAGUUUUGCGCCAAUUAUGUGCUUGUGGUUUGCAUUCAUCAGUGGCAUUGGAGUCUAUAAUAUCUUCAAUUACGAUCCAACUGUUAUUAAAGCUGUAAACCCCAAGCACAUCGUAGAUUACUUCAGGAGGAACAAAGGAGAAGCUUGGAUUUCACUUGGUGGUGUAGUACUAACCAUAACAGGAAGUGAAGCUCUUUUUGCCGAUGUGGGACAUUUCACUGUUAGGUCCAUUCAAAUCAGCAUGUGCUGUGUAACAUACCCGGCUCUUGUACUGGCAUACACUGGCCAAGCCUCCUUCCUUCGCAAGCACACAAACUUAGUUGCGGACACAUUUUACAAUUCAAUUCCAGGCCCUUUUUAUUGGCCAAUGCUUUUGGUGGCUGUAUUGGCAGCCAUCACAGCCAGCCAAGCGAUGAUUUCUGGAACUUUCUGCAUAAUCCAACAGUCUCUCUCAUUGGAAUGUUUUCCUCCUUUGAAGAUCAUACACACAUCGAAGAAGUAUGAAGGGCAAGUUUACAUUCCAGAAGCGAACUACAUACUGAUGCUGGCUUGUAUAGGAGUGACUUUAAGUUUCAAAAGCACUGCAAAAAUUGGCAAUGCCUAUGGGAUAGCAGUGAUGUUCGUAAUGCUUCUCUCAUCCUGUUUCCUAGUUCUUAUCAUGGUAAUGGUAUGGAAAACUCACAUGCUUUUGGUGAUUUUCUUUGCUGCUACAAUUGGUGCUGUGGAGCUCAUGUAUCUAAGCUCGGUGCUCUACAAAUUUGAUCAAGGAGGAUACCUUUCACUUGCGUUAGCGUUAGCGUUGACCGCUAUGAUGUUAGUUUGGAAUAAUGUCCAAGGAAGAAAGUACUACUAUGAGCUUGAUUACAUGGUUUCUUUUGAGAAUGUGGCAGAGAUUGUUAAUAACUCGAAUCUGUGUCGACUACCUGGCCUUGCCAUCUUUCAUACAGAGGUUAUUCAAGGCAUUCCACCUAUCUUCAAGCAUUACAUAGAUAAUGUCCCUGCCUUGCACUCUGUUAUUGUUUUUGUGUCUACUGAAUCUACACUAACAGCCAAAGUUUUGGACAAAGAGCGCUUUGUGUUUCGUAGACUUGAUGACAAAGAACUGAUAUUUCAGUGUACUACAAGAUAUGGAUACACUGAACUGGGAAAAGAAGCAUCAUUUCUCGAAAUACAAAUACUUGAAAACCUGAAAGAGUUCAUAGAGGAGGAGCGAAAGGGACAGGACCGGAGCCUGCUGGAAACUGAAAUUGAGGCAGUGGACAAAGCAUGGCAUGCUGGGGUUGUCCAUUUGAUUGGUGAGACUGACCUGAUUGCCGGUAAAGGAUCAAGUCUGUCGAAGAGAAUUUUGAUCAAUUAUGCUUACAAUUUCUUGAAGAAAAACUCAAGACAGACUGACCAGUUGUUUGAUAUUCCUCACCGGCGCAUGCUUAAAAUUGGUAUGACUUGUGAGCUUUAGAAUACGAUAAGAGUAGCUCAUAGGAUCAGAUUACUUGAGAGACUAUAUCUUUUCUUUUCUUUCAUUGAGAGUAGCUUAAGAAAUCAAUUAUUUUUUUAUGAAUAUGAUUAUAUAUAUAAAAUAAUUAUUGUGGAAUCAGAACUUUUUGUUGGGACAAUGUUGGACUGGAGGGGUUUGAUGCUGUUACUCUAAUAUGGUUAUUGUGUAAGAUGGAAAAGGGUCGAUACGGUAGUUUUGUUGA